Rhododendron vialii is the source of this 1954-nucleotide messenger RNA. RefSeq names its product aspartyl protease family protein 2-like. The transcript has a single exon. Gene Ontology annotation, molecular function: aspartic-type endopeptidase activity. The record is from RefSeq and is a predicted model, not a curated record. NCBI's taxonomy places the organism in Eukaryota, Viridiplantae, Streptophyta, Magnoliopsida, Ericales, Ericaceae. Gene Ontology annotation, biological process: proteolysis. Bases 132 to 1664 code for a protein of 510 amino acids.
UACAUGCCCAAGUUGGUGAAUGCAACAUAACUCCAAAACCAGAACCGCCUCUAUCUUCUCACACAGUACACACAUACCCCGCCCCUCUUCUUUAUUCGCCCAUUAUUUAUAUAUACUAUAAUAUACUCCCAAUGCUUGCUCUCUCUCUCUCUCUCUCCCUCCCUCCCUCCACAGUUCUGAGUUCACUCUCUCUCACUACCCUUUUCCCCACUCUCCCUCUCCAAAACAUGAGAGGGAAAAUCGCCAUGCCCAUUCUCUUCUCCUUCCUCUUCCUCUCUCUCUCCUCCGCUUUCUCCACACCCCUUGACUUCCAAACUUUGGUUCUAUCCCCCCUUCCUAAACCUCACACCCUCUCAUGGACCCAACAAGACUCCGAAUCCCUCACCCUACCCGACCCAUCACAAACCCCCACCACCACCCUCUCCGUUCAAUUACACCACCGCGACUCUCUCCCCUCCCUCGAAUCCACCCCGGAUACCCUCUUCACCCGUCGUCUCCAACGCGACGCCGCCAGGGCCAAAACCCUAACGGACGCCGUUAAACUAGCCGCCAAAGCAAACGUCAGCCGCGCGCGUGGGAAGGGCGGGUUCAGCAGCUCCGUCACGUCGGGACUCGCCCAGGGCAGCGGCGAGUACUUCACCCGCAUAGGCAUCGGCACGCCUCCCAAAUACUCUUACAUGGUCCUCGACACCGGCAGCGACGUCGUCUGGAUCCAGUGCUCCCCAUGCAAGAAAUGCUACACCCAGUCCGACCCGGUUUUCGACCCGAAAAAAUCCACCACCUUCGCCGGCGUCACCUGCGGGUCCCCCUUGUGCCGCCGCCUCGACUCCCCUGGCUGCAACAACCGCCAGAUGUGCCUAUACCAAGUCUCCUACGGCGACGGCUCCUUCACUUUCGGCGAGUUCUCGACCGAAACGCUCACGUUUCGCAGAGUCCGAGUUAAAAACAUUGCCCUAGGCUGCGGCCACGACAACGAGGGGCUGUUCGUCGGCGCAGCCGGUUUGCUAGGCCUAGGCCGGGGGAAGUUGUCGUUUCCGAACCAGGCCGGACGCCGGUUCGGUAACAAGUUCUCCUACUGUUUAGUAGACCGAUCCGCCUCGUCGAAACCGUCAUCGGUCGUUUUCGGCGAGUCUGCGGUUUCUCGAACCGCCGUUUUCACGCCGUUGCUCACUAACCCCAAGCUAGACACUUUCUACUACCUCGGACUCACGGGAAUGAGCGUCGGCGGCGUUAGAGUCAAAGGGAUCACGGAGUCUCUGUUCAAGCUUGAUAGCACCGGUAACGGCGGGGUUAUAAUCGAUUCAGGUACCUCCGUGACCCGGUUGACCCGACCCGCUUACGUGGCCUUGAGGGACGCAUUUAGGGCCGGAGCGGCGGAUUUGAAGAGGGCGGCGGAUUUCUCGCUGUUCGACACGUGCUUUGAUCUGUCUGGGAAGACGGUGGUGAAGGUGCCGACGGUGAUGAUGCAUUUCGCCGGAGCGAACGUGGCGUUGCCGGCGUCGAAUUAUUUGAUUCCGGUGGAUAGCAAAGGCAGUUUUUGCUUUGCGUUUGCGGGUACAAUGAGCGGGUUGUCCAUAAUUGGGAAUAUACAGCAGCAGGGGUUCCGGGUUGUGUAUGAUUUGGCGGGGUCUCGGAUCGGAUUUGCUCCACGCGGGUGCGAUUGAUUUGGAUGGAUGCUGGGGCUUGUUUGGGAGAAGGGAAAACUUCGUUCCCCUGCCUGUUUAUUGGUGUUUUUUUUUUUCUUUUUUUUCUUUUUCUCAAAAGUUAUUUGGAGGAAGAAAAGAGAGAGUCGUAAAGGCGGAACAUCUCCACGUGGGUGUUUGUUGUAUUGUCUCAGUUUAAUUAUUGGUGUAACGUUACAGGGUAAGAAAAUCCAAUAUAUAUAGUAGUACUAGUAUUGCUUUAGCUGCCUUUUAUGUAAUGUCAACAAUGGUACGUAGGUACCUCUUCUAAA